AUGGAUGAUUACAAAGCAGCAGCAUACAAUGUUAGAAAGGUAGUGAAGGAUGCCAAGAGGGAAUAUGGGGAGAAGAUGUCCAAAUUCCAGCAAGGGGACCUCAGGAGCGUAUGGCAGGGGCUAAAAAUCCUGAUGGACUACAAACCCCCGCCCCCCUCCUCUGGAGGUGCAAAGAAGCUGGUCAAGGCCCACAUCUGCUCCUCACUGCCCAACACCCUGGACCCUCUACAAUUCGCGUACCGGCCCAACAGAUCCACUGAGGAUGCCAUUGCUCACACAUCGCACACUGUCCUAUCACACCAGAACAAGAGUAAGGGGAAAGUGUUGAACUAUGUGAGACUACUAUUUGUGGACUAUAGUUCAGCCUUUAACACUAUCAUUCCCUCCACCCUCAUCAAAAAGCUCAGGAGCCUGGGGCUGAACGACCCCCUCUGCAGGUGGAUCCUGGACUUUUUAACAGGGAGACCUCAGGUGGUGAAAGUAGGCCGGCACACCUCAUUCUCCCUCACCCUCAACACAGGGCCCCCCCAGGGCUGUGUUCUGUCCCCUCUGCUGUACUCCCUGUACACACACGAUUGUGCAGCCACCGCGGAUUCAAAUACCAUCAUAAAGUUUGCUGACGACACCGUAGUGGUAGGCCUAAUCCACAACAACAAUGAUUUGGCCUACCUGGAGGAGGUGAUCUGCCUGACACAAUGGCGUCAGAAAAACAAUCUCCACCUCAAUGCAAGCAAAACUAAGGAGAUGCUGGGGGACUUUGGGAGGACGCAGGUGCGGGACUACACUCCUUUAACCAUAAAUGGGGCCCCUGUGGAGAGGGUGGAUACAUUUAAGUACCUCUGUGUCCAGAUCACCGAUGAUCUGAUGUGGUCUACCCACCUGGACACCGUGGUAAAGAAAGCCAGACAGAGACUGUUCCAUCUCAGGAGGCUGAAGAAAUUCAGAGCCUCCAAACCAGUCCUGCAGAGCUUCUACACCUGCACCAUCGAGAGAAUGCUGACUGGGAACAUCACCGCUUGGUAUGGGAACACCACCAUGCAGGACCUUAAGGCUCUGCAGAGAGUGGUGCGUUCAGCUGAGUACACAGACAUGGAGACCUACAGGUUGAUCACCUCCCUCUCCCUCAUCCUGCAGCUGCUGUCCCGGGUCAGCUCACCCGCUACAGUGGAGGAGAGCCCAGAGUUCUGGAGGUCUCAGGCCCAGCGGACCCUGCAGGCUGCCCUGGACCGGACCCCCAACACCAACGUGGCCAAGAACAUCGUGUUAUUCCUGGGAGACGGCAUGGGAAUCACAACGUACACGGCAGCUCGUAUCUUGAAGGGCCAGCUGCAGAACCAGAGCGGGGAGGAGACCGUCACCAACAUGGAUACCUUCCCUUAUGUUGGCCUGGCUAAGACCUACAGCGUCGACUUCCAGAUCCCGGACAGCGCUGCCACGGCGACGGCCUACCUGUGCGGAGUGAAGACCAACUUGAACACCAUCGGCGUGAGCGCGGCCGCCCGCAACGGCGUGUGCCGCUCGCAGAAGGGCAACGAGGUCACCUCCAUCCUGCGCUGGGCCAAAGAUGCCGGCAAGGCGGUGGGCAUCGUCACCACCACCCGGGUGCAGCAUGCCACCCCCGCCACCAGCUAUGCCCACAGCGCCAGCAGGAAGUGGUACAGCGACGCUGACCUGCCCGCCUCCGCCAGGACCAACAACUGUACGGACAUUGCCUCGCAGCUCCUCAGCAACACGGACAUUGACGUGAUCAUUGGGGGGGGCAGGAAGUACAUGACCCCCAGGGGCACCCGGGACCCCGAGUACCCCCGGGACUACUCCUCCAGGGGCCGCAGGAAGGACGGACGCCACCUCAUCCAGGAGUGGCAGAGCCUGAAGGCCGGCAAGGUAGCGCAUUACGUCUGGAACAAAACUGACUUUGAUGCAGUUGACCCUGAAACAACAGACUACCUUAUGGCCCUGUUUGAACCCGGGGACAUGCACUUCGACCUGGAGAGAGACCCCCUCAUGGACCCAUCCAUUGCUGAGACCACGGAGAAGGCCAUCCGCAUCCUCAGCAGGAACCCUAAUGGCUUCUUCCUACUGGUGGAGGGAGGCCGUAUCGACCAGGCCCAUCACGCAGGCCGCGGCUCCAUGGCGCUGCACGAGGCGGUGGCGUUGGACCGGGCCGUGGGCAAGGCCCUGGAGCUGACCAAUGAGGAGGAGACCCUCACCGUGGUGACGGCGGACCACUCCCACCCCCUGGUCAUCAACGGAUACCCCUUCAGAGGGAACAGCAUUUUGGGUAAAUCCCCCCUGUGGGCCUCGGACAUGAUGCCCUUCACCACCCUGAUGUACGGGAACGGACCCGGGAACAAGAUGGAGGGAGGGAAGCGCCCCGACAUCCGUAAGGUCGAUACAAAGACCAGCGGCUAUGUCCAACUGGCGGCCGUGCCGCUGAAGUCGGCCACGCAUGGGGGUGAGGACGUGGUGAUCCUGGCGCGCGGGCCCAUGGCCCACCUCCUCCAGGGGGUCCACGAGCAGAGCUACAUCGCCCACGCCAUGGCUUACGCCGCCUGCGUGGGCACAGACCGCAGGCACUGCGCCGCCAGACCGGCUGUUGCUGCUGCCCGCAACCAAGCAGGGCCAUGAGAGAGAGAGAGAGAGAGAGAGAGAGAGAGAGAGAGAGAGAGAGAGAGAGAGAGAGAGAGAGAGAGAGAGAGAGAGAGAGAGAGAGAGAGAGAGAGAGAGAGAGAUGAAUAGAAAGAGUACCCCACAUUUUUUUAAAACCUCAGGAGUGAGCUUGAAAGAAUAUGUGUAUGCCACAUUAAUGAUUCUGGCAUUCUUCCAGAGUGUACCUCUGUUGUUUAUGGAAAUGACAAAAUGUGUAUUUCACAACCCACUGUGAGGAGAAGAUCCUAUGAUGAGUUGAAUGUAUUUUUCCAACAGUGUCUCUUAUUGCAUGCUCGUAAAUUAGUGUUUAAUGUGCGCAGAGAAGCAUCUGAACUCGAUGACAUCACACAGGAGGCAAUUCAUUAUUCAACAUAUUAAAACAUCAUCUUUUUAUGUCUCUCAUUAAGAAUUGUCCCUUUGGACCUCAGUUGUUCUCAUUCAAUUAUUAUGUAAGGAAUAAUCACAGAGAGGCCGGGCAAUAAACAGUUUGAUAUGCCCGGCUCGCGGACGGCUUACUGCCCGAGACGAAGUCGAGGGCGGUAACCUUCCGCGAGCCGGGCAUAUCAAACUGUUUAUUGCCCUGCCUUGAGGUGAUUAUUCCGUUUAUUCUACUUCGCGCCGGCCAACAUAAUAAAACAAUUCAAAUACUUUAAU
Molecule: messenger RNA, 3303 nt
Organism: Gadus chalcogrammus (walleye pollock)
Lineage: Eukaryota; Metazoa; Chordata; Actinopteri; Gadiformes; Gadidae
Product: alkaline phosphatase-like
Exons: 13
Coding region: 1-2628 (875 amino acids)
Biological process (GO): dephosphorylation
Cellular component (GO): plasma membrane
Molecular function (GO): methyltransferase activity; alkaline phosphatase activity; 2-oxoglutarate-dependent dioxygenase activity
Source: RefSeq, a predicted model, not a curated record